GCGAUCUUAUUUGAUCACAUCCCUCCUCCGCGAUUUAAUCGCCGAUCUAACCUCAACUGGGCGUAAACUGUCAAAGUUGUGGUUUAUUUUUUGAGUCACUUAAUGAUUACACCCAAAUCGCUGUGAAAAUGGCAAAAAACACAUUGAGUUCGGCCUUCCGUAAAAUUGACAUUGACCAGUAUAACGAGGAUAACUUCAAAGAGGACGAGACGGAUCAGGGAGGACCGCAGGGACCGGAUGAAAGCGAAGUGAACAAUUUAUUGAAAAGUGGGCACCACAUUGAUGCCUUAAAAACAGUUUUAAAAAAUGCACCUUUAGGAAGUAAAAGCGCGCAAAUUAAGGAUAAUGCUGCCAAUUUAACCCUUAGAGUAUUACUAGCAAUAAAACCAUCACAGAUAGAAGAAGCCGUGAACUCCCUAGACAUAGAACAGAUAGAUGUUUUAAUGAAGUAUGUGUACAAAGGUUUUGAAUUCCCUUCAGAGGGUAGCAGUGGACAUUUACUUCUGUGGCAUGAAAAGAUUUAUAAUGUAGGUGGAGUAGGUUGUAUUGUAAGGGUUUUGUCAGAUACUAGGAGGGUAUGAAGGUGAUUUAAAUAAAUCAUGAGAGUCAAUAAUGGGUAGAUCCUUCUAGUAUUUUGAUAAAUCUUUCAUGAACUUGUCAGUAGACAACAAAUUUUUGUAACAUUUCUUUAUUUGUAAAAGCUUUAUAUAAAAUAAUAGUUAUUAAAAUAUAA
Aethina tumida (small hive beetle) is the source of this 733-nucleotide messenger RNA. It is a transcript of the gene Arpc5, whose product is annotated as actin-related protein 2/3 complex subunit 5-A. Gene Ontology annotation, cellular component: cytoplasm; actin cytoskeleton; Arp2/3 protein complex. The coding region runs from base 129 to 581 and encodes 150 amino acids. Gene Ontology annotation, biological process: Arp2/3 complex-mediated actin nucleation; regulation of actin filament polymerization; cell migration. Lineage: Eukaryota; Metazoa; Arthropoda; Insecta; Coleoptera; Nitidulidae. Gene Ontology annotation, molecular function: actin filament binding. The record is from RefSeq and is a predicted model, not a curated record. The transcript is spliced from 3 exons.